AUAAAUUUGCCUUCGUGACACUUUGACACAAAACCUAUAAUCUCAGCAAAUUUUCCUUACAACAUGAAAUUUCCAGCUUCCUAAUAAAUUUAUAGUUUGCAUCGUCGCGAGAAUUUCGAUAAAUUCGUAAUCGUCUGCUAUGCCGCGAAAAGCAGGCCAGAAGAAAGCGCGAAAUCCGCAAAAGUCUAAAAAAAAUAAACGUGGCAAAGGCCAACAAUAUAUUUUAUCAGCAAGGGCACAAGCGGUGUUAAAAACCAUUUUAGAAGACGUGAUGGAAGAAACUCUUGAGGAUGCGAAAAGAAUAGCCGAGAAAGCAGGCAAAGGAAGAGUCUCUUUGGAGGAAGUGGAAAAAGCUCUCAAAAAGCUUUAUAGUCGUUAUUGCUCUCAAUCUCCUCAAUCGCAGGAAGAUCUCUCAAAAAUCAACCGUAAAAGUAAAUAAGAAAUAUAAACAAUUCCAAUUCGUCCUUCCUAAACAAUUAGAUAAUUAACUCAAUGCUGUUUGAAAAAAAUGCUUUUAAGCUUUAAAAGAUCGCCUAGGCUUAAUUAGAAACUUUUUCAAGUGUAAUUGU
Belonocnema kinseyi is the source of this 569-nucleotide messenger RNA. RefSeq lists its product as uncharacterized. NCBI's taxonomy places the organism in Eukaryota, Metazoa, Arthropoda, Insecta, Hymenoptera, Cynipidae. The coding region runs from base 140 to 439 and encodes 99 amino acids. The transcript has 2 exons. Gene Ontology annotation, molecular function: protein heterodimerization activity. The record is from RefSeq and is a predicted model, not a curated record.